AUGGCCUACCAAUUUCCAGCCCUCACUUCAGAACAGAAGAAGGAGCUCUCAGAAAUUGCCCAGCGCAUUGUUGCCAGUGGGAAGGGGAUCCUGGCUGCAGAUGAGUCUGUAGGCACCAUGGGGAGCCGCCUGCAGAGGAUCAAGGUGGAGAACACUGAAGAGAACCGCCGGCAGUUCCGCGAAAUGCUCUUCACCGUGGACGAUUCCAUCAGCCAGAGCAUCGGGGGCGUGAUCCUUUUCCAUGAGACCCUCUACCAGAAGGACAGCCAGGGAAAGCUGUUCAGAGACAUCCUCAAGGAAAAAGGGAUCGUGGUGGGAAUCAAGUUAGACCAAGGAGGUGCUCCCCUUGCAGGAACAAACAAGGAAACUACCAUUCAAGGGCUUGAUGGCCUUUCUGAACGCUGUGCUCAGUAUAAGAAAGAUGGUGCUAACUUUGGGAAGUGGCGUGCUGUGCUGAAGAUUGGCAACCAGUGUCCGUCCCACCUUGCUAUCCAGGAAAAUGCCAACACCCUGGCCCGCUAUGCCAGCAUCUGUCAGCAGAAUGGGCUAGUACCCAUUGUUGAACCAGAGGUAAUUGCUGAUGGAGACCAUGACAUGGAACACUGCCAGUAUGUUACUGAGAAGGUCCUGGCUGCUGUCUACAAGGCCCUGAAUGACCAUCAUGUUUACUUGGAGGGCACCCUGUUGAAGCCCAACAUGGUGACUGCUGGACAUGCCUCCACCAAGAAGUAUACUCCAGAGCAGGUGGCAAUGGCCACUGUCACAGCUCUCUACCGUACUGUUCCUGCAGCUGUUCCUGGCAUCUGCUUUUUGUCUGGUGGCAUGAGUGAAGAGGAUGCUACUCUCAACCUCAAUGCUAUCAACCUUUGCCCUCUACAAAAGCCCUGGAAACUAAGUUUCUCUUAUGGACGGGCCCUGCAGGCCAGUGCACUGGCUGCCUGGGGUGGCAAGGCUGCAAACAAGAAGGCAACCCAGGAGGCUUUUAUGAAGCGGGCCCUGGCUAACUGCCAGGCAGCCAAAGGACAGUAUGUUCACACGGGCUCUUCUGGUGCUGCUUCUACCCAGUCGCUCUUCACAGCCUGCUAUACCUACUAG
Messenger RNA from Mesoplodon densirostris (Blainville's beaked whale), 1095 nucleotides. RefSeq names its product aldolase, fructose-bisphosphate B (gene ALDOB). The record is from RefSeq and is a predicted model, not a curated record. The transcript has 8 exons. NCBI's taxonomy places the organism in Eukaryota, Metazoa, Chordata, Mammalia, Artiodactyla, Ziphiidae. The coding region runs from base 1 to 1095 and encodes 364 amino acids. Gene Ontology annotation, cellular component: cytosol. Gene Ontology annotation, biological process: glycolytic process; fructose 1,6-bisphosphate metabolic process. Gene Ontology annotation, molecular function: fructose-bisphosphate aldolase activity; fructose-1-phosphate aldolase activity.